AUGUAUCAUUUACUUAAAAAUGUCUUUACAAAAAACGUUAAUGUUAUUAAUGUUAUAAACACAUCUCGAAUUACCACUACUAUUGGUGUAUUUAAUAACCAUAAUGAUCAUCUUGGGACGAAUCUAAUUAAAUCCUUUUCUACUUCGGCGUCUUUUGCCGCAGGAUCGAAUAUUAGUGGUAUAUCAAAGGAUCAUCCGUUAUGGAAAUUAGGAAAUUUAAAUCAUGUUGCUAUAGCAGUACCAAAUCUUGAUAAUGCUGUAAAUUUUUACAAGAAUAUUUUAGGUGUAGAACAAGUUAGUGAGGCUGUGCCACAACCAGAACAUGGAGUAUAUACAGUAUUUGUUAAUUUGGGUAAUACAAAAAUCGAAUUAUUACACCCAUAUGGUGAAAAAUCUCCCAUAAAAAAUUUUUUAGAAAAAAAUAAAAAUGGAGGUAUACAUCAUGUUUGCAUUGAAGUUAAUGAUGUAAGUAAAGCUGUUAAAGACUUAUUAGAUAAAGGCGUUAGACCAUUGGAUCCCGAACCAAAAAUUGGUGCUCAUGGUAAUCCUGUUGUGUUUUUGCAUCCAAAGGAUUGUGGUGGCGUUUUGGUCGAAUUAGAACAAGUUGAAAAUGAAUAG
This is a messenger RNA of Funneliformis mosseae, 618 nucleotides long. The record is from the annotation of a GenBank genome assembly. NCBI's taxonomy places the organism in Eukaryota, Fungi, Glomeromycota, Glomeromycetes, Glomerales, Glomeraceae.